Messenger RNA from Agrilus planipennis (emerald ash borer), 1715 nucleotides. It is a transcript of the gene Nle, whose product is annotated as notchless protein homolog 1. Lineage: Eukaryota; Metazoa; Arthropoda; Insecta; Coleoptera; Buprestidae. Gene Ontology annotation, molecular function: protein binding. Gene Ontology annotation, biological process: ribosomal large subunit assembly; Notch signaling pathway. Bases 88 to 1521 code for a protein of 477 amino acids. The record is from RefSeq and is a predicted model, not a curated record. Gene Ontology annotation, cellular component: nucleolus. The transcript is spliced from 2 exons.
UUCAUAAAAAGUUGAACAUAACCUAUAAUCAAAACAUAGUAUGCAUGUAUAACCUUAUUUUUAAAUAGUUGAAAUUAGUUGUUCAUCAUGGAAAUUGAAGAAAUUGAAAAGAAGCGAUUAUUAUGUCGCUUUAAAUCGGAAGCAGGGGAAUUCCUAGGGGAUACAAUGGACCUUCCUUUGGAUUGUACAGCAGAACAACUUUCCCUCAUCUGUAAUGCUCUCUUGCAAAAUGAUGAGAAAACUCCUUUUUUGUUUUUUGUUGACGAAAAAGAAAUACAAAAGGACCUGCAAUCAUCCUUGAAUAUUAACCUUUUAAAUACAGAAUCAGUAUUGGAAAUUGUAUAUCAGCAACAAGCAGUCUUUCGUGUGAAGCCUGUAACACGCUGCACGAGUUCAAUACCAGGUCAUGCUGAAGCUGUUAUAUCAGUUAGCUUUAGUCCUGAUGGAAAACACUUAGCUAGUGGUUCUGGAGAUACCACAGUUAGAUUUUGGGACAUUUACACUCAAAAUCCUUAUUAUACCUGUAAGGAACAUUCAAACUGGGUGCUCUGCAUUUCUUGGUCCCCAGACAGUUCUAAACUUGCAUCUGCAUGUAAAAAUGGUAAGAUUGUACUUUGGGACCCUGAUUCUGGCAAGCAAAUUGGCAAAACAUUAGUGGGACACAAGCAGUGGAUAACUUCUCUCUGCUGGGAACCUUUUCAUAAUAAUCCAAACUGCAGAUAUUUGGCAAGUUCUUCAAAGGAUGGAGAUGUAAGGAUUUGGGACACAACUCUUUUUAAAACAGAACGUGUUAUAAGUGGUCAUACAAAAGGUGUUACAGUUGUGAAAUGGGGUGGCUCAGGCCUUAUGUACACAGCAUCCCAGGACAGAACAGUUAAAGUGUGGAGGGCAAGUGAUGGUAUAUUAUGUAGGACAUUAGAGGGUCAUGCUCAUUGGGUUAAUACUUUAGCAUUAAAUACAGAUUACAUCCUUAGAAUAGGACCUUUUGAUCCAAUAAGUCAUAAAGACAUAAUGAUAGAAAAAAGUAAAGAAGAACUGCAACAGUUUGCUCUGGAAAGGUACCUAAAUGUUGCUAAAGUUUGUGGAGAAAGACUAGUCUCAGGAUCAGAUGAUUUUACAUUAAUAUUGUGGAAUCCUGAAAAGGAAAAGAAACCUGUUGCAAGACUUACAGGUCAUCAACAGCUUGUAAAUGAUGUGAAGUUUUCUCCUGAUUGCAGAAUCUUCGCGUCUGCCUCAUUUGACAAAUCUAUAAAAUUAUGGAAUGGAAUGACUGGGAAAUUUAUUACUACCUUAAGGGGACAUGUUCAAGCUGUUUAUAUGAUAGCAUUUUCAGCAGAUUCUAGAUUAAUGGUUAGUGCUGGUGCUGAUUCUACAUUGAAAUUAUGGAAUUUAAAAACCAAAAAAUUACAAAUUGAUCUUCCUGGACAUGCUGACGAAGUUUAUGCUGUUGAUUGGUCAACAGAUGGUUCGCGAGUUGCUUCUGGGGGUAAAGAUAAGGUUUUAAAAUUAUGGCAAAACUAAAACUUUCAACAUUUUCUUUUAGUAACAUUAAAAUACUUUAGAUAACUAAAAUUUACUGUUUAACACUUGAUUAAGGCUUUUAAUCAAGGGUUAAACUUGUGCUACUUUUUUUCAAGCAUUAGUUUCAUAAUUUCUUAGGGAUAAUUAUAAACUGUAUGUAAUUGGUAACUGUUGUUAUUUCAUUUUAAUGUUUC